This is a messenger RNA of Talaromyces atroroseus, 3606 nucleotides long. RefSeq lists its product as hypothetical. Gene Ontology annotation, molecular function: phosphorelay sensor kinase activity. The coding region runs from base 1 to 3606 and encodes 1201 amino acids. The transcript is spliced from 3 exons. Gene Ontology annotation, biological process: phosphorylation; phosphorelay signal transduction system. The record is from RefSeq and is a predicted model, not a curated record. Lineage: Eukaryota; Fungi; Ascomycota; Eurotiomycetes; Eurotiales; Trichocomaceae.
AUGGCUUCUUACGACCAAACACCACGUUUCGUGACAAAAGAGCGAGAUUUCUACAGGUACCUCCCGCACGACCACGCAACAUAUCCCUUGGUUCCUUUUGACGAUUCACGUCGAGACCACUUUGUUCCAACGCCGUCGCGAGAUCAUGUCUUGACGUCGUUGGCCCAACUCGGAGCCAUGCGGCUUCGUGCCGAGCGGGCAAUCAUCUCCCUCUUCGGUCUCACCCACCAGUAUGUCCUCGCCGAGGCUACGGGGUCCCUGACAGGCGACGAUUUACGGUUAGGAUGUUGUGUACUGCCACUUGGGAGCGGUAUCUGCAUAGAGGUCGCUCAAUUACCUUUGGCAGAGCCUUCGUAUGAUCCCGAAAUUGCUGGAGGGGCUUUAGUCAUAUUGGACGCGGAGCAGAGCCAGCACGUAAGACAACACAGUCUGAUAAACAGCCUUCUUAUUGCACGGUUUUGCGCUGCAGUGCCAAUAGUGGGCCCCCGUGGAAGCACAAUAGGAUCCUACGCUAUCUUCGAUAGUCAGCCACGGCACUCUGGGUUGGACGAAUCUUCGAUAGAGUUUAUGAAGCACAUGGCGGCGACAGUCAUGGAGCACUUGGAUGCUCUGCAGUCGAAGCAUCAGAAUAGCCAGGCAAAGAAGAUGAUAAUUGGGCUCGGGAGCUUCGUAGAAGGCAAGACCACGCUCCGUGAUUCCUGGCUUGAAUCUCAGGAACAGGAAGCCACGACCUGCCAAACAGGCGAGACGGUCGAGGGGCAGUUGAAUAAACAGCAGCAGGACAUUCAGCGAACGCAAAAGCAGUCCCGACAGUUCCUUCAUCGUCCGAAGAGAGGAUCAAGAUGCUCGCGUGAGGAAAAGCUGGAGGGGCGCCAGCAUGUGAAAGCAACAUAUCGAGCCUCUGCUUCAGACGUUAGAUGGACAGACGACAGCACCUCGGCCGCAUUUCAACGGAUAUUCUCUCGGGCAGCGAACUUGAUUCGUGAGUCGUUAGAAGUAGAAGGGGUUGUGUUUUUAGAUGCCCGGAUUGGGUCUUUUGGGGGACUUGUCGGAUACGAAGCCACACGUGACCGGGCAAGGUCAGGCAGUGAAGACAGCACCGAUUCGGGAAGCAGUGAAAGUGCAUCAAUACCGGUUCCCUCUCCUGCAAACCCCAAUGAUGACACUACCGCCUGCCGGCUAUUAGGCGCGUCAAAUUCAUUCUCCUCCACCAUCGAUAAUCUUCAUCUCGCGUCGGAAAGUGACUAUGCAGUUCGCGAGACGGUGCUGAAGACCAUGAUGAAUCGGUAUCCCCAGGGGAAAAUAUUCAACUUUACUCAGGACGGCUCGCUAUCCAACGGUAGCAGCACCAGCUCGGUAGGAACACACAUAUCCGAGGAUAGCGGGAAACGACAAGGGCCUAAGCAUAAACAAGACGCCCAUGAGCUUCACAAAGCGCUUGGAGGUGCCUGUAGUAUCGUCUUCCUUCCGCUUUGGGACACACAUAAAUCAAGAUGGCUAUCUGGUGUGCUUGUUUGGACGAAUACGCCCAAGCGAGUGUUCACAGUGGAAAACGAACUCGCGUACCUUCAAGCGUUCGGCAACAGCGUCAUGGCUGAGGUACACCGACUUGAUGUGGAGAUGGCUGAGAAAGCCAAGACGGACCUGGUCACCAGCAUAUCCCACGAACUGAGAAGCCCUCUGCACGGUAUUCUUGGAACGGCGGACAUCCUGAGCGACACAGCCUUAAACGCACUUCAGCAAGGAAUGGUGCAUACGAUCGAAUCGUGUGGCCGGACAUUGCUCGAUACGAUCAACCACCUGCUUGACUUCACUUAUAUUGAUAAGUUCAAGCAAGACCCUAAGUCCAAGGAGAAACAGCAGCGUAAGUCUAGCAGUCAUGGACGAGCAAGGCCGGACAGUAACCCGCCGAGCAGCAGCACGAAUGGGUUUGAGAACGUCCAGCUUGACUCUGUGCUUGAGGAAGUUGCGGAGAGCGUUUUUGCGGGUCACAGCUUCUACCACCACCCUCGGGCCCAGCACACAGAGCCGCACGAUACAGGAGAGUCCCAAAUCGCGCUUCCACCAAGGCAUGUGACUGUUAUCUUCGACAUUCAGCAAUUCGCGGAAUGGAAAUUUUUCACACAGGCUGGGUGCUGGCGCCGUAUUUUGAUGAAUGUCUUCAGCAAUGCGCUCAAGUACACUACUCAGGGUUACAUCUGUUUGGGGCUGACUGUAGCCGAAUCAUCUCGUCGACGCAGUGAUGACUCCGCCGUGUCCCGAGAAGGCAACAAGCAAUAUACGGUAACCCUUACUGUGAAAGACAGCGGGCAUGGCAUUGGUGCGAAGUUCCUGCGAAACGGGCUAUUCACUGCUUUCUCGCAAGAAGAUCCCCUGGCCCCUGGUAGCGGGCUGGGACUGAACAUCGUCCAAAAAGCGCUGCGUUCGCUUAACGGUUCAAUAGAAGUCAGUUCCGAGAAGGAUAAGGGCACUGAAGUCACAAUCCAAGUACCGCUCAAACUUGCUUCAGUUCCGGACACAUCGGAUGGAUCUUCUUCGAACGUGGCGUGUGACCUGGUACGGAGGGAAGCGGAAGGAAAAACGAUCGGCCUGUUAGGAUUUGACUCAUUAGGCUCAUCAGAGCGAGAUAGCACGCUCUACGAAUCACUGAAGCGGAUGUGCGAAGACUGGUUCCAUCUCACCGUCAGAAAAACAUCUGUCCACGGCGAACUUAUUCCCUGCGAUUUCUACCUGAUGGUCAACGUCGACCUCGGUCCGGACGCCGAAGGAAACCAGCAAUUCAACUUCGGGGAGUCCGGCGGGAUAUCGCCGCUUAUUGUCAUUUGUCAGUCUCCCGAGACGGCGCACAGCAUGUUCGUGCGCUCCAUGACGACGAAUCACAGCAAAAACUCCGUCAUCGAGUUUAUAAGCCAACCUUGCGGUCCUCGUAAACUGGCAAAAACUUUAGAGCUAUGUAUACGACAGCUGCACGGCGAAAGCACUCACAGAGAUGAAGAUACUCGAUGGGUUGAGGUGCCGGAAUCUUCUCAUGUGCCUUUGGACAUUGAUACACGAGAUGCGCCAGGCGACAGAAUGAAAAUCAGCAAACGGCCUAAUGCAGACACGAGGUGGAGCCAGGACUCCGACUUCAACAAUAUGGUUGGCAAGCCACUUCACGAGACCCCUACCGCACAGGACAAAGAGAGUAUGUCUGGACCUGAUCCACCGUGCGCACUGCUUGUCGAAGACAACCCUGUAAACUUGAGUAUCCUCGCCGCGUACGUAUUAAAAGAACAGUGGGAUUUCGUAAGCGCAGCAAACGGACUUGAGGCAUAUGAGAAGUUCCGUGAGAACCCGGGCAAGUUCAGAGUGGCUAUCAUAGACAUUUCAAUGCCGAUCAUGAACGGCUUCGAGGCUAGUCGAGCAUUCCGGCAGUUCGAACGAGAACACUUCAAUGCAAAUCCCGACUCAAAACCACCCUGGUACCCGACAGCAAUCAUUGCGUUGACUGGCUUGGACAGUGCAGAUGCGCAGCAAGAGGCCUUUGCUUCUGGAAUCGAUACCUUCCUCACGAAGCCAAUCAACCGGCAGCAUAUACGAACUCUACUCGAACGGUACAAGGCAUAA